GGCGUGACAACAGAGGCGCGUUCACGUGUUCGCCACCGGCUCCUGCGCUGUAAAGAGAGAGGGGGGGAGAGAGAGCAUCAUCAAAACAGUGGCACACAGCUAGCUUCCUUUUGCCCUCACAUCCGAAGAGGACACCUGGGAAUUCAGAGGUUAAAUCAGAAUAAAAACAACACGAGAGAACAGAGGAAGCUGCGCGUAAAGGGACCGAGGAGAAACGAGCAUCCAUCCUUGCAUCCUUGCAUCAGCAGCAGCAGGAACAGAUUCGGGGAUUUUCCGUAUCGGUUGCCCGGUGCUCCACACACCCUGUGCCUUUGAACCAGCAGCGGCGGAGGAGGAGGGGAGCACCAGAGAGGAAGGGGGACCAUGGAGGGGAUGCAGGCAUAUGGAGCAGGGAAAGCUGGAGGAGCCUUCGACCCCGUCACCUUCUUCCAGCAGCCUCAGACUAUUCUCCGCAUAGUGUCUUGGCUCUUCUCCAUCGUGAUCUUUGGCUGCAUCGCCAACGAGGGCUACAUCAACCGCCCCAAUGAGCGGGAGGAAUACUGCAUCUUCAACCGCAACCAGAACGCCUGUAACUACGGAGUCUUCAUGGGCUCCAUGGCCUUCCUCUGCUGCAUGGCCUUCCUGGCUCUGGAUGUGUACUUCCCCCAGAUCAGCAGCGUCAAAGACCGGAAGAAGGCGGUGCUGGCUGAUGUCGGGGUAUCAGCGUUCUGGUCCUUCAUGUGGUUCGUGGGUUUCUGUUUCCUGGCAAACCAGUGGCAGGUGACCAAUCAUGAUGACAACCCCCUAAAGGAGGGGGGAGACGCUGCUCGGGCGGCCAUUACCUUCUCUUUCUUUUCCAUCUUCACCUGGGCGGGUCAGGCCUUCCUGGGCUUCCAGAAGUACAAGCUGGGGGCCGACUCAGCCCUCUUCUCCCAGGACUACACGGACCCGAGCCAGGAUGCAGCCGGAGCCCCUUACACUUCCUUCGGAGGGGACGACGUGGAGAGCCCUGGAGGAGGGGGCCAGGCUAACAGCGACGGGGCCUUUGACGGGAGCGGCGGCUACCAGCGUCAGGAUUACUGAGUUGCUGAAGAGGUUCUGCAGGUUGAAGUUGCCCACAGUUUCCAAUGUAGAGUGCGUUAGAACAGUUUCAGUCACGCUAAAAGCACCGGGUUCAUAGUUAUAGCACCGACACACACCACACCAAUGGGAUCUAGUGUGAGACCUACAAAGAGUAAAGGAUGGUGUGUAAAAUUAGAGAAUCUGUUUGCAAAGUUACUUUAAAAAAACGUCAAUAAAAUAUUCAAAAUCAAUCAAUCUUUAUUCAUAUAGCACCAAAUCACAACAAAUGUUAUCUGAAGACUCUUUCCAAACAGACCAGGUCUAGACCACUCUAUGUUCUAUUAUUAACAAAGACCCAACAUCAAGACAGGAUAAGAUCCAGUCCAAUCUUACAGACAGGACUCAGUCUUACCCCACCUUAAUCUACCAUGAGCAUUGCACCUUGUAGUAUUUAGCUAGUUACAGUGGCGAGGAAAAACUUCCUUUUAACAGGCAGAAACCUCCAGCAGGACCAGACUCAUGUUAGACACACAUCUGAGACCGUGAUGGGUCUGGAAAGGUUGUUUUAAUGACUGUAUAGACACCUGAGGAUGGGAGGUGUGGGUUUUCAACCAAAGAGAGUACUCAUGAUGACCGUGGUUGAAGCAGGCCUCAUUCACAGAGUCCACUAUGUUAAUCCACUCAUUUUCUACAGUAGCCCUUUAAGGACAAACAAAACGCUUCUGCUAAAACAGGCUUUUUUUUAUGUUAAGCUUUUACAUUUAAAGCUGCUGUUGGUAGGAAUGGUGUAAAUGUGUUCUGCUGGGUUUGGAGAAAAGGUCAUAAUACCCAUCUGUACUCAUGUGAAGUGAAGUAAUUUGAGAUUAUGGCGAUAUCUCUGUGUUUUCCAAUGCCUUUGCAUCUGGCAUUGUUAUUAUCCCCCUCUUUCCUGUUAUCACGGACCAAUCAGAGCUACUCCCCAACCCUCUGUCCUGACUGGUCGAGUGGCGGCCCCACUACGUCGCCCUGAUUAGCUGGGAAGCCACUACUUCCUCAUAGAAUGCACACAACCAUAGACAUAAAGAGUAGACACCACAUCGACUGCUACUACCUAUUGGCGCUGACGUGCCGUGGGGCCGCCAUCUUGGUCCGGUCACCUGCUCCACUCAGUGUAAUCUGUUUGGCAGUGUCAGUGCAUUUAAUCAAUCAUAACUCACUGAAUACUGAACUGAUUUUCAUGCAGGGUUUUUUUUCUGCAAACGUCAUACAUGUAGGUAUGAUACAGGACACAUGGUUCGGCGUAUUUUAACAUUCACAAUGGGCUUAACAGUAAUAGAAUAUUCUGAUAUCUGAUGUAUGAUGAGGUAUUUUGCUGCACAGUGCUCUGGCAUCUUGAAGUCUCUGCUGCUUCAGUUUACGUUUACAGGUAGGAUCAUGGGUAGGAUGACCAGAUCAAGAUGGCGGCCGUAUUUCUUGCGCCCCUACUCUUUAUAUGUCUAUGCGCACAACAGAGCACUUUUGUGGGCGGGGUUAUGGGAGCAGAGAGGGGGAAGCUACCAACAGCAGCUUUAAAACUGCAAAGGAAGAACAAACAAUGAUGAAAAUCUGUAACAAAACUGGACAUGUAUGUUCUAGAAGAGCUGGAGCAGGUGAUCAAAGUUCGUAACUAGUUUAAUUUGACUAAAUAACCUUAACAAUUAGAUUAAAACACUGACACUGGGUUCAAAAACCAAUGUCUUGGGUAAUGUAGGUGAUGUAGUGACCCAAUCUGACUUUGAUCCGGUGCUUUUUAGUGUGUAGCACUACAUUAGGUCGGGGAGAAGCUGGUUGGUUUCGUACCUCUGGCUGUGACUCUGAAGUUAUGGGGCUGAUUUCCAUUAGUAUAAGACUUUACCUCUAUCACAGAAAUUAUGGGCAACUUUCAUCGAUUUUCAGAGGCUAGGAGAACAGCGAAGUUUUGGAGAAGAUGUCAAUUAGCUGUGAGUCUGCAGGGAAAUACUGCAAAGGGUUCAGGGAGUCCGGGGUUUUAAAGAGACACUGUGUGUGGUUAGAGAUGUUAAAAAACAAAAACAGAGGUGAGAAGCAUUCACAGGUCAAGGGUACACAGAAACGGUCACCUCGUAGCAGAUCAGUGCUAGUGACCACAAUGCCUUCAUCUUCUGACGUCUGCAGUCAGUCAGCAAAACGACUAAGAUCAGUGUUAAUUGAAACACAAACACACAGGUAACAGACACACACACACAUACGAGCACACGUACACAACGCAUCGAUUUCAAACACACAACACAGGUUUUCUGCUGACGAAACUCCUCAGAGGUGCAUCACAGGAUCUCAGCAUAGACAAACAAGCAGCAGUGGCAUAUCUGGCAACUAAUCCCCUCAACUGUUACAAGGAGUGUGUUUGGUGUGUGUGUGUGUGCUGAAAGGUCUCCUUUGGGUUUUAAUGAAGCGUGGAUGUGGGACAAUGUGUGUUUUCUUGUUUCCCUGAAGAAGCCACUUUUUUUUCUUUCCUCAAUUGUUGCCUUAGUGCUGACUGCCAAGUGAAAUCCAAUGAACACAGGACAACACAAAACCCAACAACAUGCGCGCAAUCCAAGUUUCUCUUGCAGCGUGUUUGGAGCAAAAGCAAGCAAAUCUCCUUUUUUUGCUUGCUUUUGUUCCUGAGCAUGUUAAAACACUGAACUAAACAAGCAUUGUCAUAGUGAUAGAGCACCUCAAAAUGACACAGUCUCCUAUCAACAGGCCUUUACACACCAAAUUCAACACUGAAGAACUGCAGGUUGUUUAUCUCUCCACUAUAUUUCAACAGAUCUACGGAUGAGGCCACCCUGAGCAUCCUGAGUAUUUAUGAACAUGCAUUGCUCCAUUUUCUUAAAGAAUAAAGUCUAUCUAUCUCUCUAUAAAUAUAUGUAAAUCUAUAAUUCAGUAUAUUAGAGUGUUUGAAGAAAAAGAUUCUGCUUUAUUUUAGGGCAUUAUGCUAGUUCUGUACAAAAAAAGAAAAGACAUAAGAAAGACGAUCUAUGUUCUGUUGAGUGUUAUCGUGAUAAGAUAUACAGUGGGGUCGUCCACGCCUCCUUUUUGUUGCUUUCAGGGUACGGAGAAGUUUUUAUUUUGGGAUAAUAAUACUAACUAUAAAAAAAAGCAACAAAAAAUGUGACCAAAUUAUCAAAGUAUAUAUGCGUAUAUACUUUAUACUGUACAACCGUGUAGCCGUAGAAAUGUGUGACGUUCCUUUGUGAAAUCUGUUAAAAAUGCAAGGUCAGAUUUAAGGUUGUGUACAAAUGUAUGUUUUUGAUGUGUUUGAUUUUAACCAAUAAAAAUAAAGAUAAGAUACUGA
Molecule: messenger RNA, 4357 nt
Organism: Notolabrus celidotus (New Zealand spotty)
Lineage: Eukaryota; Metazoa; Chordata; Actinopteri; Labriformes; Labridae
Product: synaptogyrin-1-like
Exons: 4
Coding region: 364-1062 (232 amino acids)
Cellular component (GO): neuromuscular junction; synaptic vesicle membrane
Source: RefSeq, a predicted model, not a curated record